Molecule: messenger RNA, 3169 nt
Organism: Sorex araneus (European shrew)
Lineage: Eukaryota; Metazoa; Chordata; Mammalia; Eulipotyphla; Soricidae
Gene: MEIKIN
Product: meiotic kinetochore factor
Exons: 13
Coding region: 1442-2899 (485 amino acids)
Biological process (GO): female meiosis chromosome segregation; homologous chromosome segregation; male meiosis chromosome segregation
Cellular component (GO): kinetochore
Source: RefSeq, a predicted model, not a curated record
AGCUUUAAUAUGCAACAAAACAGAUUCUUAAUUUAAUGAUCAUUUCUAAUUCACCUCUGCAUCUCUAGGACCUACCACCUUGCCUAACUAGAGUAAGGAGGUGAGUAUUGAUUCAGUGACAAUACACUAUCUAAUCAGGUAAGAAUUCCUACUGUCCUUUACAAAAUUAAGUUUUUAAUGAUUACAUUCUUAUGUGUUCUAAUGAGCAGGUUUUAAAAAACUUCAUGAAUUUAAAAAAUUGUAAAUGAAACUAUUGUACAGAUAUAUGCACACACAAUGUAUCACGGAAAAGCCUGAGGUUUUGUAAUUUUGUCUUUACAGAUUGCAUUUUUAAUGUUGUGAAAUGUAAUUUUCACCUGACAUAGGUUUUUUGUUGUUUCUAUGUGCAUAUUGAGGAUUCAGGGUUUUGACGAAGAAGUCUGACCAUCUUGUCAUAGGUGGGUGGCCAUGUGGUCUUUUGAAAUCCGGAGGAAUCCAGUCAGUUAACAGCACUAGUCCAGUGGUCGUCUGAAUCACAUUACGUGUCCGGCCCAUCAAACCCUGAAUGAACGGUUUGAGGCUCUUCCUGUUCCUGAAUCGGGCAGAUACCACUGGGCUACACUAGCACGUGACAUGGACGAAUGGAUACGUUAUUGGCGCCUGCUCAAGCAAAUCGAAGGUCAACGGGAUGACAAGUGAUACAAGUGAUUUAUGUGCAUAUUAUCUAUAUGAUGGGACAGCCUUGCAAGCUUCCCAUCGUGUAUUCAUAUGCAAAAUCCAGUAACAAGCUGGAUCUCAUUCCCCUGACCCUGAAGAGCCCCCAGAGCAACAUUGUUAGGAGGAUCGAGUCGAGAUAGACUUCUAAGAUCUCAGGGAAAGGACGAAAUGAGAUGUUACUGAGCCCACCCGAGAAAUCGGUGAUUAACGGGAUUUCGUGAUUCGUGAUUAUCUAUAUGAGAUGACAUCAGAUGGUUCAACUUGGGUGUGUGUGUCAGGGAGGUUAUCCCUCCAGUUGGGUAGAUCCCCAGGGCACUAGGAAGGAAGCCACUUUGGAAUUCUCUCUCUUUACUUCAAAAGCUGCUCAGAUGACCAAGAGGCUAAGGGUGUCUACUUGUCUUUGGAAAGAAACUGCCUAUAAAACAUCAUUCAAAUGAUUGGUUUGAUUCACAAAUACUACACCACUCCCCACCCCACCCUGCCCCCAAGUAAUUGGUGGCCAGGGAAAAAACUGAAGCUGAUUGCUCAGGUGGAUGCUUCACUCCAGUUUGACCUUGCUGCAGAGAUCCAAAAGUCCACCUUUAUAGACUUCCGGUACUGUUGUGAUAAGGAGACCCGCAGAGAACAGCAGUACUGGUGUUGGGCCCAUCAGCUGAGAAUCAAGGGCAACCACCUGGCCUAGGAACAGGCUUUCCCCGAAGCUCUCCCUUAACGUGAAACUAGUAGCCCCCGCCAAAGGUCCUCUAUGAGCACUGCAUACCCUAGGGGGCAGUGCCAUGGCCGCCUGGUUACUGCUUCUUCCCAGAUGCCCUUGCGCGGCUGGUUGCCGAUAAAAAGGCAGGAGCACUGCGCGCCGCUCCAAUCCAGCGCCGCCGGGCGCCCGCCUCACUCGUCUCCUUGGCCGCGCCUAGACGCCGCCCCGCGCCGACUCCCCCGGGCUCUUCAGAAAAGCCACUUGGCGAGACUUUCGAGGGUCCAGGGACCGCCAGAACUGGGGGGUGGGAUGGCAGUGUGGCUCCGGGCCUACACCCGCAAGAAGCGGGCAGGCCAAAGGCUCAACCUAACCCCGACGCCGGACCUAAGCGCCUGGGCCAAAGCGGAGGCCCCGCCGGGCCCGGGCCUCAGGGGGGCUGCCCGGGGGCGCGGCAGGCGGGCGGGCGGGGACCCCAGGGUUUCCGACCUCAAACGUCUGACCUCUGGCCUGCCAGGAGCCGGCAGGGAUGGAGGUUUGCGGAAGAUAUCGGAGAAAGCGGAGCGGCGCUGCCCGGGAGGCGACGGCUCGGCGCUGGCGAGCCCCCAGUUAAGAUUCACCAGAGAGAACAGCCUGCAAGACGCCGGCGCCAGGGAAGAGACUGAGGAGAAUGCCGCGCUGUUGAGUGAGUCAGAAACUGAUGGUCUCCAGGCUCACAGUAGUUUAUCAAAUAGUGAUCUAGUAUCAGAACUAAGUUUGCAGGAUCAUAAUUCUCUUCUGAACUGUUCGACCAUGGACUCUUCUAAAGAGAGUUUAAGUAGCUUCCCAUCACCUGAAGUAUUCCGAGGAUCAGAUUAUUUUGACUGGGCAUGUCCCAAGUUGGAAGAACACAUGUUAUGCAAGAAUUCUACUCUUCUGGAUACCAGUAAAGCAGUAGCAAUAGAGGAAGCACCAUUGUUUCCAAACCUCUCUGCAAUUUUAGGUACUACUUCAGAAGACUACCAGAAAUGCCAUAAAAAAAUAGUGACAGUGACAUUGGCAGACCAAAAUAUUUCUCCAAAACCAAAGAGUACUUCAAAUCCAGAAUCAGAUAAUGCACCUUGUGAAAUUUUACUUGCUGAGAAACCAUGCACUUUAAUCCCUGAAAAAGUGAAGAAAAAAAAGCUAAAUUCCAGUACUUCUGAUAAGAAAAGCAAAGGCCUGCUUACAAGUACCCCAUCCUCUCAAACAGCCGCUUUAGUGAUUGAUUUAUCAUCAGUACAAAGAGCAUCUUCUGAAGAACUAUUUCCAAAUGUCAGCAAUUAUGUAAAUUCAAAUGAAAUUGUUCCUGUUUCAGGUUUGCAAGAAAUUUCUUCAAAUGAGAUUUCAUCAGAAUCAUCAGAAAUAUGUUGUAUUGUUAGAGCGUCACCAGGAAUUAGACAAAUGGGCAAUAAAACUCUUAAAAAAAAGAAAUAUUCUCCUCCCAAAGAUAUCCCUCAAGAUAUAAUAAUAAAAACAAAUGGCAGGAUGUAGUGUCUAUCACCGAACAUUCAGUGUUUUGAAGAUAUGAAUGUAAAGUCAAAGUCCAUAAAGCAGCAUUCUGCCUGAAAUUAUAUGAAAUUCAAAAGUUUAAUUUUUUCAGUUACUUGUGAUGUGACAUGUGCUGAUGUGAAAAUUCUAUAGAGAUUCUUGUAUUUUUAAUAAGAUAAGAAACUUUUUCUGUAUUCAUGUAAAACAUAUGUAUUUGCAUUGUAAAAUAAGAAAAAAAAAUAGCUUUUAUUAGAAGACUGUUCAUUAAAUAGA